AUGACAGCCACUACAGCAUCGAUCUCCGGAAUUCUCGCGGAUGUUCCAUCUCGUUUCCGGGGCCCAGGAGGUGCUAUCGCUGUCUUGAAAGAUGGCGAACUGGUUGGACAACAGCUCUGGGGGUACGCUGACCUGCACCGUCGAAUACCUAUGGCAUCCGACACACUGCUGCCGAUCUGCUCCAUCACGAAACAGAUGCUUUGCGGACUGUUGACGGACCUGGAAUGCAACCCGACGCCAGCCAUGAGUGCGCGAGGUGAGGAUCCGGCCACGCAGCUGUCGGAUCAACUCGGUCAACUGCUAAAUCCCAAUCUGCUCAAAGACACGGGCCUGACGAUUCGCCAUCUCUGCCACAACCAGUCAGGCAUUCGCGACUACUGGGCCCUGACCGUUCUCUGGGGCGCGAAACCCGAGGGCCACUUCUCCGUCGCCGACCACGGCCCGAAGAUGCUGGCUCUGUUGAAGUCGUUCCAUUUCCAGCCUGGGACGGAGUACUCAUACGCGAACACAAACUUCUUCAUAGUCGCUCGCUGUAUUGAGCAGGUCACAGCGGAACCUCUGGGGGAGCUGCUUGCGCGGCGGAUCUUUGCACCAGCGGGGAUGAAGACGGCAAGGCUCUGCGCACACACGGCGGAGCACCCUCCUCCGUGCGUUGGCUACGAGGGUGACGAGGCGUCUGGGUUCUAUCCCGGUAUCAACUGCAUUGAAUGGGCUGGUGAUGCUGGCGUCGUGGCCUCCCUGGACGAUAUGAUUGCCUACGAGCAGUUUGUGGAUCGCAGCAGCCACGAUUCGCAAAGCUGGUAUGCCAAGAACUUCGAGCAGCAGAAGUACAACGACGGCACACCUGCCGACUACGGUUUCGGCCUGGCCCGGAAGAUGGUUGGAGGAGUACUCACCAGUGGCCACGGGGGUGCCCUCCGCGGAUACCGGCUCUUCCGAUCCUACUCAGCGGAGCCGCGGAUUUCCAUCGUGGUCGUGCUCAACCAAGAGCACGGUGAUGCUCCGGGAGUGCGCGACUACAUCUUGAAGCGAAUCAUGGGCGCGGCAGAGAUCAAAGAUGAGCCUGUCAGUCCUGGUCCAGAUUGGUUUGGGACCUAUCUAGACUCCGUCAGCGGACUCGCGAUCGUCGUGAGUCGAGGCGGCGCCGGGGAGGUCUCCAUCAAAUACCAUAGAGCCCCCGAAAAGAUGCGAGUACUUGAAGCGUACAGAGCUCAGUCGGACGGCAUGGUAGCAGUUCUGAAUGGAGAUUCCCUACAGCUCCACGUCCGUCAAGACAACCGGACUAUUCACGCCCAGCGCGUUGCCAGCAAGAAGCCUGCUUCAAGUUCUUCUGAGCUUCGAGGGGACUAUAACUGUGCAGAGAUAGACUCCACCUUCCACUGCAGCGGCUCAGGCGACAUGUUGUAUGGCACGUUUGAUGGAUUUCUAGGCCAGGGUCCUGUGCAUCUAAUGCGCUCACUCGGGGACGAUCUAUGGGCGCUUGCCUGCCCUAGGUCAAUGGAUGCACAGCCGCCAGGUGACUGGACGAUCAUCGUUCGUCGCAAUGACCAAGGCAAAGUGACUGGUGUAACCAUUGGCUGCUGGCUGGCCAGGCGCCUAGACUUUGUCAAGCAGUAG
Molecule: messenger RNA, 1617 nt
Organism: Cyphellophora europaea CBS 101466
Lineage: Eukaryota; Fungi; Ascomycota; Eurotiomycetes; Chaetothyriales; Cyphellophoraceae
Exons: 1
Coding region: 1-1617 (538 amino acids)
Molecular function (GO): aminopeptidase activity
Source: RefSeq, a predicted model, not a curated record